AAUCCCAGCAUAUUUUGCUGAUUUUGUAGUCUCCAUCGAGAUCCUUAAUUUGGAAAUAAAAAAAACCGCCAUAUGGGAUUUUAAGAACCACAAAAUAAAAGCCUCAUUAAAGUCCUCAUUCCCUUGACUUGGGUCCCAAACCAACCCAACCCAACCUCCUUGGUAGCUGUUCUUAGGGGACCUUAGCUUCAGCUUCUGCUCACCAAAUCGUCGUGAUUUUCGCUGAAAAUAUACUCUCCCUUGGUCAUCCUUAAAGGGCGGCCUAAGCUUCGGAAGUAGGUCCCUCUUCAGGAGGCAUAGAGUGGCUUUGGUUGAAGUGAAUUGUGCUUUGAACUGGUCCUUGUGCUCAUGAUAUAGAACAAGAGCUCUACACAGCUUAUCCUUUUCAUCUUUCGCUUUAAUGGUCUUUUUUUAGAUUAUAACUCAAGGGUCUGUUUAGUUUUUCUAAAAUUUUCUUGUUUAGUACAGAACCCACCAGAAUUUUCCAUAUUUGAGAAGGCAAGAAGGCAUAAUUCAAAGUUUGGUUCUUGACUAUUCCUCUGCAUCUUUGAACUGUCUAUAAAACAAGGAAAGGGGUCAGAGGAAAAUGGAUGAGAAAAACGAAAUGGAUAAGAUUGAUGAUGUAAUGUUGCCUGGUUUCCGAUUCCAUCCUACUGAUGAAGAGCUUGUGGGGUUUUAUCUGAAGAGAAAGAUUCAGCUCCGGCCACUUCCCCUUGAACUUAUCAAGCAAGUGGACAUUUACAAAUAUGAUCCAUGGGAUCUUCCAAAGCUGGCAAGCACAGGGGAAAAGGAGUGGUACUUCUACUGUCCGAGGGACCGGAAAUACCGAAAUAGUGCAAGGCCAAACCGUGUCACAGGAGCUGGAUUCUGGAAAGCCACUGGUACAGACCGGCCUAUUUACUCCUCUGAUGGAACCAAGUGCAUCGGUUUGAAGAAGUCACUUGUUUUCUACAGAGGCAGGGCUGCCAAAGGUAUCAAAACCGAUUGGAUGAUGCACGAAUUUCGUCUUCCUUCUAUCCCCGAAUCACCACCCAAGAAGCUUUCUGAUAAAAGCUUUCCGGCCCAUGAUUCAUGGGCAAUCUGUAGGAUAUUCAAGAAAACGAAUUCCAUGGCUCAAAGAGCUCUCUCUCAUUCUUGGGCUACUCCAUUGCCUGAAAUUUCAGCACCUGGUUUGCUCACUCAAGCCACUCACUGUACUCAAUUCAGUCCAGAAAAUAUCUCUUGCACAACUGAAAUAGGUUCAGCCCUCCAGUUUUACAGCAACAAUGACUUACAACAAAACUCUACCACCACCUACUCUGCUUCAGAUAUCCCCCCCUCUUACAAACCCAAUAACCUUGAGAUCUGUAAACCAGGAAAUUUUCCAUUUUUGAAUGAAGAAAUUCCCAAUAGCUUUGUCUUCCCUGGAAUGGAAAUGUCAGAACCUACAAAGUCUUCAGUUGAUGUGGCUUCUAUGCUUUUUAACACUGGUUUGAUUGGCAAUGGAAGAAACAAUCCCUCAGAGAGUAUACACUUUGAAAGCCAACAUCAGCAGUUUAGAGGGUUCUCUGUAAAUUUGGCACAAAAUAUGCAGGGAAACGAUAUAGGAACAGGAGAGGAUGAUGGUGAAGCGGGUUUGAAGAAAGACCCACGUGUAGCUCAGGUCGAUAACCAAUGUGAAGCAAUCCGAUCCAUUGGGUUUCCAUUUAGUUUGUCUCCAAACGAUGCUUGGAAGCCUAAUCUGCCAUGGGAUUCACCACCCUGCCCUAGUGAGAUGUCCAUUAGCUAUUCCACAAACAAAUGCUACACCUAAAAAAAUUUGAUUAAAUUUGAUAUACAGGAAACUGAAAUGGUCAAUACUCCCAAAGUUUGAUUGACCAUAUUGAAUUUGGAGCAAGUAUAUAUCAAAAACUUGUUCUGUUUAUUGUGUUAUUGUACAGCUCCUUACAUUUCAAAUAUACAAACUUGUUCUGUUUUGUAUAUUAUAAAUUCUUAU
This is a messenger RNA of Ziziphus jujuba (common jujube), 1975 nucleotides long. Its product is annotated as protein FEZ. The transcript is spliced from 3 exons. The record is from RefSeq and is a predicted model, not a curated record. Gene Ontology annotation, molecular function: DNA binding. Gene Ontology annotation, biological process: regulation of DNA-templated transcription. Bases 587 to 1792 code for a protein of 401 amino acids. NCBI's taxonomy places the organism in Eukaryota, Viridiplantae, Streptophyta, Magnoliopsida, Rosales, Rhamnaceae.